Messenger RNA from Zychaea mexicana, 417 nucleotides. RefSeq lists its product as uncharacterized. The annotation marks the transcript as partial. Lineage: Eukaryota; Fungi; Mucoromycota; Mucoromycetes; Mucorales; Lichtheimiaceae. The record is from RefSeq and is a predicted model, not a curated record. The transcript has a single exon.
UUCCAAGCUUUGCAUCAAUCUCUUUCAUACCGUCACACUCUCCACCACAUCGCUCCUGAGCUCUUUCCUGAUAACUCAUGUAUUUUCUGUCCUCCAGCCGCAGAUACCCUCUUCCAUUUAUUGUUCUCCUGCCCACUUGAAUGGCUCGUUUGGAUCUGUGUAUGGCAAGAUCUUUUCCUAUUUACACCUACCCCAGUACAAAUCCACCGAGCCAUCUUCUCUCUAUACUUCCCAUCCAAUCCUUCUCCUACUUCCAGUCGCUUGAUCAUUGCCUGUAUCUUACAAGGCGUAUGGUGCGCCCAUUGGCGCCAUGUCUUUGACAGUAUGCCUUUUGUUCCCGACAAUAUUUGCACCUCUAUCCACCGAUUAUUACAUAAGCUUAUACAGGGUCUAAGGCUAAACCCCGACCCGCCAUAA